AUGGUGGCGCCACUGCACCGCCACAAUUAGUCAGCAGGAAUAUGUAUGGCUAGUGUUCAGUACCUACCUAGGUAUCGUGUCUCUAAAGUGAAUCUCUGCACUUGACCUAGAUAUUAUCACCACAUAUCAGACCAACCUCCCAACAGUCUCCUUAUGCGAGGCUGCACUGAGACACGCGCAAUACGAUAUCGUUCCCUCGCUCAUUCUCCGUCGCUUCUUUGAUUUCUUUACCAUAGUAUACCUGGUGUCGCGCCAUAUAAAGCAGAGAUUCCUGGUCACAAUACUUUCCAGUUUGUUUAGCGCUCCUUUCACCACGACUUCUUUGGCUGCUACGUAUAUCUAUCCAUUUAUCCUACACCACAUCGCUUAGUGCAUCAGUAGCUUAACUGUAGGCAUUCACAACGUGGUCUGCAAUGAACAUUCAACCUAGCAUUGGAAGAGACAGCUCAACACAAAGACGAUCAGCUCAUCUUUAUUUCUAGGGGUGGCUACAUUUGGCGUAUGCUCUCUUAGGCAUUGAUUGACGGUGGUAGCACCCACGACGAUUCAUAUCGAUAUAGAAACUACCAUCUUGCCUUUAUCGCGGCUUCUCCUAUUAUUCAACGCUUCAUUCGACUAGCUCCUCCAUGGCCGACAAUCCUCACGGUUAUGGCCAGUACACUGGCCAUUAUCCUCCACCCUCUUCCUACCCUUCAAUGUUGGGUUCACCGAGCGCGCAUCCACCCUACUCUUAUCCCACACCUGGAAAUGGGGUAAUACCGCCCGCAAACUACGUGGCAACUCAUAAUGCAUAUGAUCACAACUUAAAUAGGAUACCUGGAUUAGGACUUGGAGGGGCACAGAUGCUCCCGGCUACCACAUUCUCAGCCAGUACAUCUCAACCAUGGCCCACCCAAGGACAUAAUGCGCACGCGAAUAACUUCUUCCAGAGCCAACAACCGCCUCCUGCUUCCCUGAUUCAGAAACCGCCUGCCUCUUACCCACAACCAGUCGUCCCUCUCGAAGAUGGCGAGUUAGGCGAGUUCGAAGACCUCUAUGACCCCAAGGAUUCGAUCAACACUCCUAAAGACGUCUCGCAAGUUGAACGCCAGUCCAAAUCAAACCGAUCCUUAAACAAUUUGGAUAGUGGUAACGGCAGCGUUGGCGAUGCCGAGGGUUCUUCCAUCUACGAUCCCCACGACCCCCAUGUUAUUCAGGAUAACGCUGUUGCUCAAGCCGUGGAAAAUCCUCCAGCUGACUCAGAGCAAGAUUAUCCCAUGGAUGAUGACUGGGAACCAUCAUAUCCAGACAGAGAACGGUCGGGGUCAUACUCGCCAUAUCUCUCCCCCAGAGAAGUACACCGCAAAAUUUCUAUGGCAAAGGCCACAACUCGCGAUACACAGGCUACCGAUCAUGUACCUGCAACUAAGACUUCCGACACGUUGUUAAAAUCUAAGGAUAUCACACCGGCUUCCUCAGGUCUUCCCAGCAAACCUCCCACUGCAUCCUCGGCUACUAAGCAUGAAGGUUUCAUUAAUGGUUCAUCGCUACCUCGAAGCCCUCUAGAAGCUAAGAAGAAAGCCCAGGAAGCGAUACUUGGCCUAUGGUCGUUAAAGGUUCGAUAUCAGGACUAUAUUGAAGAGGGAAUUGAUGCAAACGUCGUCAAGGCUCUUUUCAAGGACAUAGGAUUAGAUGUACCUGUCUCGAAAUCCAAUUCAGUGGUAUCACAAACCACUAGCGAUGCACCGCCCGUUCCUGUUGCAGCCACCGCCCCAACAAAAAAUGCGUCGCACAAACCACAAACUUCAUUAAUGAGUGCAACACAAGCGCCACCAGAAGUUGCCAAGCAACCCGACAACAAGGAUAACAAGGACAAAGGUAGCGAGACUAAAGUGACACAGAAGUCUGCUGCGGAGGAGCGUAAGGAUAAGAUUGCGCGCAAGCUUGCCGCGAUGGCACAGAAAACGACAACUACGCAAUCGCCGGGACAAGGUGCUUCAGUAUCGACACCUAUACCUGUGCCUGCUCCGGCGCCUGCUCCUGUUUCCGCUCCAGCGCCAGCUCCAGUACCGGCCACGAUCGCACCCCCAGCCCCUGCUGCAGUUGUCGCUUCGGUAGGAACAAAGUCGGAUGCCACAAACACACCGUUAAACGUCCCUAAAACUCGGGCCGAAAACACUGCUAUUCUACAGCAGAAGCUCGCUGCAUUGAGAAGACAGCAGGCUCAGUCAGCAGCCGAUAAAGCUCAGGCUGCCUCAAAUGAAAGCACAGCUGUUUCAUCUCCCGCGCGGACAGGCCCCAGUCCACCGAACACAAACCAUAACGGCGACUCUACGCCCAAGUCUCGAUCGACUAUUCCCAUUCAGCAAAGCGAAACGCAGCAAAUCUCAUCUACCACACCUCAGGUAAACCAGAAUGAUGAAGGCAUUCCUGGAUUGUCUUUCCAAUCGCUCGCCUUACCUCAACCACCACAAGGAUCAAACCGAAGCUUGAAGCGGCCAGUAGCCUCUGAUUUUGACAAUUACACACCUCGCUCUGAAACACUCAAACGCACCCGGACUGAUGAGCGGUUGGUAAUUGAUGUUAGUGACGAUGAGGAUGUGGAGAUGGAAAUAGGCUCUCCUACGGAUGAUCUUCCUCCGGUGGACUCUAGUUCUGCAACUACUCGCCAGGCAUUAAACUCGUUCCUACCGCUUUCUGACGGACCAAGUCGACGACAACAAGACAGCCCAGUCUCGAGUUCUGCCCCUACACCACCAAUUCACGGAGCCAGGGUCGAUGUACUAAAUAAGCGAAUUGAAGAUUUGAAGCGGCAAAUAGCUGAAGCCGAGGCAAAAACAGCUGCGAAGAAGGCAACGACACAGUUGUCACCUAGACCUUUAAGUCCAGCUGUGGAACAAACAAUCAGCGUACCGAAGCUGACUGAUAGGAACACCACGGAGAUCAAGGCUACUCAUAAUAGACGUGAUAGGAUCGUGAGCUAUGAGCUGCCCCGUGUUAGUGCUGCUCUUAAGGAGAAGCAGGAUAAACUGAGGCAGAUCGUUGCUGAAGCCGCGCGACUAGAACUUGAGGUGCAAGCCAGCUUAGCUGAGGAACAAGAGCUCAAGGCGGAGAUGGAAGAGUUAGUCAGCCCCAGCGCUACAGAUUCUCCAGAGCCAGAUGAGCAGCAGCCGGUACCAAGGGAUGUUUCGCCUCCCCCAGAGCCGACUUUAGUUUCCAAUAGUCAACAUAAUGCUGAGGAUGAGUGCUUAGUCAAACCGCAAUCCUCGCACGACGAGCAUUCACCUGUACUUGAAGCUAGGGCAGAUGUGGACACCGAACUAACUCACGACGAGUCACUUCAAGUCGCUGAUACUACCCAGAAGACUAAUACUAUAGACCUCGAAAUGACUGAUGCGGACUUGCCCGCUUCUAGCACUGCUAAUACCACGCCUAUUGUCGACGAAACACCUAAAGAAGAUACUUCGCCGAGCUCUCUAGAUGCCGAUGGCUUAGUUCAACCUCAUAUGAUCGAAACGAUGGACGGGACGAAACAAAAAGUUGAAGAGCCUUCCACCAGUACAGAUCCUGAGGCUAAAUCUGUUGUCGAGUCAGCAGCUCCUGCUGUUAGCAGCUCUUCAAGCGAACCGCAUGAUGAAUCGAGCGAGUCUGAUGUCUCGAUGCAGCAAUCCGUUCCAGAUUUAUCUCAAAGCGAUGAUGACACGUACGAACCUAUGCCGGUUGAGAUAUCUGAUUCUCAAGCUACUCGAGAAAACGUUGAGCAACGAGCUACAGAAGAAUUCGAUGAUAUUCCCGAAGAGCCAAGUCCGAUCCACACCUCCAUUGAUCAGGAGCACCAGGAAUCGGAGCAGACAAGCAACGAAGUAAAAAGCCGCUCCAGUGAGGAGCCUCUCCUACUGACUACUUCGCAGGAUAGUCAAAACAAAUCUCCCUUGGAGGAUUUGCUCACAUACAAGAGCCCUCUUUCAUAUUUCCGUGCCUACAGAUUCCACCCCAAAUACUUUGAGGAAGUUUCUGGUGGCUUAAAAUCCAUGACUUUUAAUGCUAGGAUUGACCCAAUGCGGGAACUGUGCCCCCAGGUACUUGCUGGAGAACCUUGCCCUAAGGGUUCCAGUUGCGAGUAUCAGCAUUUCGAUUCGAUGAUUCUUCAGGAUGCCGAGAUCAUUACGCAGCUUGGCUCUGCGGACAUGUUUGUGGGAGAAACGAGGACCAAGUUCAUUGAAGGGCUGAAGAGGGUGCUUAAUGACCUCAAAGCCAACCGAGUCAAAGACUUCGAUCGUAUCACCAAGGCCAUCGUCAAACACAGACAGGAAUUCCUAGGUGACAAAACCAAAGUGCUAGCUUUGGAUUCUAGCGCCUCAUAGGUAAUCUCGUAGUAUACUCACGUCAGUCCUGUUAAUCGCGCUCGCAUCGACAUUUUCCCUUGUAGUUAUACCUUCAUCUCCAUCGUCAUGCUUGACGACGGCGCCCAGAUGCGCUGAGCUUAUUCUACAAGCAGUAGCUUCAUAGCUCCGGUCACUUUUUCGAUACCCUACCCCACCCCCAGGCAACAGCAUGGUUGCUUUAUGGCGUUGUAGAAGGAGCCUCAAGCAAAGGCUUGCGGCAUUGGCGCCUUGUUUUGCUGGAAUGCACGAUACCCUGUUAUUUCGCAUUUAAUACCGCGGAGGGCCUGUGGCCUGACCCGUGCAGUAAGACCAACGUAUAAUUCGACGGUGGUUGAGAGGCUGCUAUACGCAGACAAGAGGAGGGCAUAGAGUAGUGUGUACGUGGAAAGAGAAUAGCAGAAUAUGUCUAGGACUUCAUUCCACAUCUUAGGAACAUAUUUAGGAGAUUAGCAGUCUUCUCGCAUGCUUCGUAUUGCCAUACGAGGAAGACUGGUCGCUUCUAAGUGAAGUAGACGCUAGUGAGCCGGCCGUAGUCAAAUGUUUACCCAUUCUCAUUCAAGAUCCAAUGUUAGUGAUCAGAUCCAUGUAUCGCAUAGUCAGGAUAUUCAACCCGUAAACAAUCAAUGUGACAUAGCUAGG
This is a messenger RNA of Xylaria bambusicola, 5003 nucleotides long. RefSeq lists its product as uncharacterized. Gene Ontology annotation, molecular function: metal ion binding. The coding region runs from base 627 to 4343 and encodes 1238 amino acids. The record is from RefSeq and is a predicted model, not a curated record. Lineage: Eukaryota; Fungi; Ascomycota; Sordariomycetes; Xylariales; Xylariaceae. The transcript has 5 exons.